AGAAGUGUGUGUGUGUGUGUGUGUGAGAGAGAGAGAAAAAAGAGAGAGUGCAGCAAAGAUUUGCCUAUCUUGCAAUUUCAGAGACCGUCAUCACAAUUUAAUAAGAUCUGAAAUCGUCUUUAGUCAGUGUGCGUGUGAGCGAGCCAGCAGGCUUACUGUGAAAUGAUUUUGUGAACAAGACGCUGCAGGAAAAAGGCUCCGAGGAGAGAAUUGAAAUUUUUACAACGGGUCCGUUUAAGGGGCCCUUUUCUUUUCAUUAUUAGAAGCAAGUUUGCCAUGUGAUGUCAAAUGGCACCAGAUGUACCCUUGUUCGUCCAAUGGAACUGUUGCGAGUUUUUGUUUCCUAAUGAUGAUGAUGAUGAUGAAAUUUGCCUGAACUCGAUCACCUUGCAGGAUCGUUGCCCUGUAAGUUACAAGGACAGCCUGGCUGAAAAAGAAACCCAAAACAGCUCGAAUGAUUAGUUUGGAUAUUUUGUUCCUCUCACUUCAAGAAAGUUCAGAGAGAACCCCUCAGGGUCCGACACCAUUCUCUUUACUCUCUACGUAAUUUCUACUCUUUAGAAAACAAAACCAAAAAAACCCUCUAGUAACAAAUCAACAAAUAAAAUGGCUGCUGGAGUUGCAACAUGGUUACCUUUUGCUCGGGCAGCGGCAGUUGGCUGGCUCCCUCUGGCCAAAAAGACUAUGCCCAAACCCCCUGUCGAUAAAAAGAGCCGCAACGAUGAGAUCCUGAUAGUUAACGUGAGCGGGCUGCGCUUCCAGACAUGGAAAAACACCCUGGACCGUUAUCCUGACACAUUGCUGGGAAGCUCUGAAAAGGAAUUCUUCUUUAAUGAAGACACUCAGGAAUAUUUCUUUGAUAGGGACCCGGAGAUGUUUCGGCACGUCCUGAACUUCUACCGCACAGGCAAGCUGCACUACCCACGGCAGGAGUGCAUCCAAGCUUUCGAUGAGGAGCUGGCUUUCUACGGCAUUGUCCCGGACAUCAUCGGGGACUGCUGUAUGGAAGAGUACCGUGACCGCAAAAAGGAAAAUCAGGAGAGGCUGGCUGUGGACGCAGAGGCAGAGAUGGCGACAGACCAACCCUUACCUCCAAACAGCACACCUCGCGAGCGCUUGUGGAGAGCUUUCGAGAAUCCGCACACCAGCACGAUGGCUCUGGUGUUCUACUACGUCACAGGAUUCUUCAUUGCCGUUUCAGUUAUUGCAAACGUAGUGGAGACUGUGCCGUGCCGAGCACCCAAAGGCAGCCAAAAGGACUUGCCUUGUGGUGAGAAGUACUCCGUGGCUUUCUUCUGCAUGGAUACGGCAUGCGUGCUCAUUUUCACAUUCGAGUACCUGAUGAGGUUAUUCGCUGCACCCAGCCGCUGCAAGUUCAUGCGCUCGGUCAUGAGCGUCAUUGAUGUUGUGGCCAUCAUGCCCUACUACAUUGGCUUGGUCAUGCCUGAGAAUGAGGACGUGAGCGGUGCUUUUGUCACGCUUCGUGUCUUCCGGGUCUUCCGCAUCUUUAAGUUCUCGCGCCACUCACAAGGCUUGCGCAUCCUUGGCUACACGUUAAAGAGCUGUGCCUCUGAGCUUGGCUUCCUCCUCUUCUCCCUCACCAUGGCCAUCAUUAUCUUCGCCACAGUUAUGUUCUAUGCAGAGAAAGGCACCAAGGAAACCAACUUCACCAGCAUUCCAGCGUCCUUCUGGUACACCAUUGUCACUAUGACAACGCUGGGAUAUGGAGACAUGGUUCCUAACACCAUCGCCGGCAAAAUCUUUGGCUCCAUCUGCUCUCUGAGUGGCGUCCUGGUGAUCGCACUUCCUGUUCCUGUCAUAGUGUCCAACUUCAGUCGCAUCUACCACCAGAACCAGAGAGCUGACAAGAUGCGAGCCCAGCAGAAAGUGCGUCUGGCCAGGAUUCGCUUGGCUAAGAAAGGAAUCACUAAUGCAUUCCUGCAGUACAAAGAUGAAGGGGGACUACAGGAGUAUGACUGCGACAGUGGCGCUCUGUGUCUGAAGAACAGGUCGUCCUUCGAGCACCAGCACCACCAUCUGUUACACUGUCUGGAGAAGACCACGAACCACGAGUUUACUGAUGAGCUGACCUACAGCGAGAUGUGUAUGGCGGAGUCGGUGGGCUUCCGUACCAGCCGCAGCACAUCGAUCUCCAGCCAACAAGGCGUCUCGACCUCUUGCUGUCCUCGCCGAGCCAAGAGGAGAGCAAUUCGCCUGGCUAACUCCACUGUAUCAGUGAGCCGUGGCAGCAUCCAGGAGCUAGAUACCCUGCAUGUGCACAAGAGCCCGUCUGGUCCUCAGAGUCGAUCGAGCCUCAAUGCCAGGACAGAAGACCUGAAGUUAAACUGUGAAGAGCGAGACUUCACGGCAGCCAUCAUUAGCAUCCCGACUCCUCCAGCCAACACGCCUGACGAAAGCCUGCCAUCGUCGCCUGCUAUCCCAGGCAUCCUGCGAAACUCCCGCUGCUCCUUCAGUCACGAGGUUGUCAAGAUCUCGUCCUUAUAACAAAACCACCUCCAAGCACAGAGCUUUCCUCCAAUGCACAAACAGGAAGGAGGGAGCUUUUCAUGUCAGACUUGACUGUAUCACCAAAAUAUCAUCCAAAAAUACAAUGAAUUUGACAACGGCACCCAGCUACAGCUUCAUCCCAAAUCUAAAGCUCCCUCAAGGUUCUGUGAGGAAAAAGAGGGUUUAAUUACAGCCUUUUUUGGAGGACUGUUUGUUGGGCAUUUAUGAAAUUAUGUUUCUUUCACAGAUCUGCAUUGGGUAUUCUCCCUUUCUUGGGGAAAAAACAGGAAAUGACAAAAGACUCACUUUUUCUUUUUGAUGAAAACAAUAUAGGAUAUCAUGGAUGAUUUAGUGUGUGCAAUCACAGGGCCAGUAUUAAGAGUAUGAAGACAGAACUAUAUUCCUAUAUAGAUAUAUCUUUAGAGAGGAGGACAUACAAAUACUGUAUCCUGCAAUAAAUGCAUACACCAAAAAAAAAAAAAAGAAGAAAAAAAAAAGGAUAUUAUGGUUGAGACUCAGCAGGUCAGUAUAUGUAUAUGUAUCAUAAUUUGUAUCAUACAUCACAUGCAUCUUUCAAAAAAAAAAAAAGGUCAUCAGUGCCACCCUACUCAGACAUGCAUGUUAUUGUGCAGUAGAUUGCAAAGAACAGAGCAGCUAAAAUGCUAUUCCUACCUAUUUUUAUUUUUUGCAUGAGAAUCCUUACACCUCUGGUUUGUUUUGUCGAAUUUUAUUACCUGAUGUCAUUAAAAAAAACAUUUAUAGAAUAUUACAGAUCGAAAAGCGCAAAGUAACUUAAAAAAUGAUAAAGAAAUAAAGAAAAAAAAAACAUUCAGGCAUGACUCUUUGCAAAAUUCUCUGUCUGGACGUCCAAGGGUGUAUGCAGGGGUGAUGGGAGUGAUGAUUGUUAGAAAGGAUUUGUGUACAUUAAUCAUCAAUAUGCAUGGAUACCGUUAUAGGUAUGGUUUUCCUUUACCUUUCCUUUUUACAUUCAUUGCUCCUUUGGUAAGUCGACGGCAUUUUAUUGUAUGUCAUUAUGAAUAGAGGGUAUGAAGGGAUUUGCUACUUUAACUGAAUUCAUAAUGUAAUACAUUUAUAGGAUUAAUUUAAAUCCAUCUCAGUUGGCCUUGUGAUUAUGUGCAUUUUUUUUUAUUAUUUUUUAAAUGUCUGUGACGCAUCAGUGCUGCCAGUCUUUAAUAUGUGCACUUUAAUGCAGUACUUUCUCAGUUAACUGCUUAUAUUAUAAUUUUCUGAUGAUUCACAUUAGGCAAUGAAACUGGCAAUAAAAAUGUAAUUAUUUUAGUAAAAAGUGUUUAAUAUUCCAUAAAACUACUUGCACUUGACUAUGAGGACAAAUGUACUUUGCGACUCCGUUUACAGGCAUCGAUCCAGAAUUAUUUUUUACCUUUGUUUGUUUGUUUGUUUGUUUGAUUGUUUAUCUGACUGUUUGCCGCCAGUUGUAUUUGGAGCCAUAAGGUAGUGAGCUUGGACAUGCUGGGACAGCUGCCUCCACGUCAGCAUACACAGACUGUAUGGACAUGAAUGCGGUAGGAGGAGUGUUCGAUCUGAAAAGCACAGAGGUGUACAGUCUAUUCCACUAAUAAAGUGAA
This is a messenger RNA of Tachysurus fulvidraco (yellow catfish), 4115 nucleotides long. It is a transcript of the gene kcnd1, whose product is annotated as potassium voltage-gated channel, Shal-related subfamily, member 1. The record is from RefSeq and is a predicted model, not a curated record. Gene Ontology annotation, molecular function: A-type (transient outward) potassium channel activity; protein binding. Gene Ontology annotation, cellular component: membrane; voltage-gated potassium channel complex. Bases 607 to 2505 code for a protein of 632 amino acids. NCBI's taxonomy places the organism in Eukaryota, Metazoa, Chordata, Actinopteri, Siluriformes, Bagridae. Gene Ontology annotation, biological process: protein homooligomerization; potassium ion transmembrane transport. The transcript is spliced from 6 exons.